Messenger RNA from Tripterygium wilfordii, 846 nucleotides. Its product is annotated as ubiquitin-conjugating enzyme E2-17 kDa-like. Lineage: Eukaryota; Viridiplantae; Streptophyta; Magnoliopsida; Celastrales; Celastraceae. The transcript is spliced from 4 exons. Gene Ontology annotation, molecular function: ubiquitin conjugating enzyme activity. Gene Ontology annotation, biological process: protein polyubiquitination. Gene Ontology annotation, cellular component: nucleus. Bases 16 to 678 code for a protein of 220 amino acids. The record is from RefSeq and is a predicted model, not a curated record.
UUUUAUUCUACGUCAAUGGAUUUCAGGAAUCUAUGCUCUGCCCACUUCAUGAGUCUGGAAAGAAUCAAUGGACGUCUAUUUCCCGGAAUCUCCAGUUGCUGCAUUAUAUAUAUACUCCACCAUUUCUCCAUUCUGCAAGGUGUGGAUAAACAAAUUCAACAUUCACACCAUUUGUGGUUUUUUCAUCUCGAAGAAUUAUCGACGAAGAGGAGCAUUUCUCAAAGUGGCUCGAUGGCAUCGAAGAGGAUAUUGAAGGAGCUGAGGGAGUUGCAGAAAGAUCCACCUACUUCAUGCAGUGCAGGUCCUGUAGCAGAAGAUAUGUUUCAUUGGCAAGCAACCAUCAUAGGACCAAAUGAUAGCCCCUAUGCAGGUGGUGUCUUUGUUGUGAACAUCCAUUUUCCUCCCGACUAUCCUUUCAAACCUCCAAAGGUUGCUUUCAGGACGAAAGUAUUCCAUCCAAACAUAAACCACAACGGGAACAUAUGCUUGGACAUACUCAAGGAACAGUGGAGUCCUGCACUCACCAUAUCCAAAGUGUUACUCUCUAUAUGUUCACUGCUUACAGACCCUAACCCAGAUGAUCCACUGGUUCCUGAAAUUGCACAUACCUGCAAGACUGACAAAGUUAAGUACGAGUCAACUGCUCGGUCCUGGACCCAAAAGUACGCGAUGGGCUGAACCCUGAAAUGUACUUGUUUUCUUCCUGUUUGUUCUGAAAUUUUAAAUCUUCUGUUUCUCAUUUUGCUGUCUUGAUAUGAAAGCCAAAGAUUUCUUUGGCUAAGCCAACUGUUACAUAAGAUUGUGUUGAGCCCGAAAGGCCAUUACAUCAUGAGACGAAUACUUCUA